This is a messenger RNA of Parus major (Great Tit), 13495 nucleotides long. It is a transcript of the gene DNMBP, whose product is annotated as dynamin binding protein. The record is from RefSeq and is a predicted model, not a curated record. Gene Ontology annotation, molecular function: protein binding; guanyl-nucleotide exchange factor activity. The coding region runs from base 7882 to 12447 and encodes 1521 amino acids. Lineage: Eukaryota; Metazoa; Chordata; Aves; Passeriformes; Paridae. The transcript has 16 exons. Gene Ontology annotation, cellular component: cytoplasm. Gene Ontology annotation, biological process: intracellular signal transduction.
CUUAAGCCGUGUCUGUUCGGGCAGUGGUAAUCCGGGUGGUCACCACCACGCAGGCAGGCAGCUGAUAGUAGCUGGCAUUGCCUGGGCAGCUUGUUGCUGGAAAGCACCUGGCCCUUUAGAAAUUAUGUGGUCUUCCCACAGUGGUUUGGCACUGGGAGUCUUGAGUUGUUGCACCCGUGAGGGUGGCACAAGUCGUUCCACACAGAGAGCAGAAGUUCAAGGCUGCAGCAGUGCCUUUCCCGGGUGCUCCUCCAAGGCAUUCACUCGGUGGAAGGCAGACUGAGAAGAGAAACUUAAAAUAAUUCCCUGUUUGUUUUCACUCUUGCAAACACAAAUCCCUCUUGCAACACUGGCAGUCUGGCCCCACUGCCUUAUACUUAUCAGAGAUGAACGGGAAGUGUCUCCUCCAGUGGCCCUGCUAGGGGAUGAAGGCUUGGGUCACCCUCAAUAUACUCUGAGAGGCAACUGCUGCUAUUGUGGUGCCCCUUUUGCUGACCCUAGGUGGUACCUCAGCUGAUCCAGUCUUUGAUGCAAUUUGGCCUUUGGGUUCAAACAUCUCUGCUGCUGUUCCUGCUCUUUGAAAUUCUCUCUCCACUUCUGGCCUUUCGUAUCUUGUUCUCCUUGCCAUAGUACCUAGGAAGCCUCUAGUUGUGUCCAUAAGCAUUAAUGUCUGCUUUGAGGUUUGACAUGAUUCCAUAACUUUCUGUUUCUUCUGAAAAGGCUUUCUUUCCCCUUGCCUCUGCCAUUCUCUCCUUUGCUUUCAGUGAGAUUUUAUCUCUUCGUCUGGAAGAGUUCAUAGAUACAGAAUUUGCAGUUUUGCAGAUGCUUUGCCAAAUACAGCCUCUACCAUGCUACAAGACGUCACCAUCAUCCCCCUCAUCUUGACUCACUGUGGCUGUGAGUCGUGCUGGGCAGUGUCUAAAUGCGUCCUGCUUGUGUGUGAGGCCUCCAUAGCGCUGAGUGCCCACGGCUGUGAGCUGGCCUCUGCUUUCUGUUCGUGAGAUCCUCUGUUCUGUCAGGGCCAAAGGUUUCAGUUCUCUCUCCAGCUGCUCUGCCUAGAAUUAGCAGUGAUGUUAAAAACUAGUAAGAAUAUACAACAGUUUUAAAGCACUGUUGAUAAUGGGAUGGGAGGAGCUGAGCAGUAGGGGCAGAGCAAAGGAGUGAUUCUCAGAGCUUUACAGGGCACCACCUCUGCCAGCUGUCAUGGGAACCAUGGCUGUGUGAUCUCUUGGGGUUCUGAGUGCAGCUGAGGUGUCCCUGCAGUAGGUGACUUCAGACGGACUCUGUGACGGUGGUGAUGUGAGCUUAGGUGGGACAGCCUGAAUUGUGCUUACCUUAGCACUUCACUGCCUUAACUGAUAAUUUCCCCUCAACCACCAGAAAAAGCGUAUUUCUAAUCACAUUGCUCAACCCCACUUCUGAACAGCACAGCUUUUACUUUGUCUUAUUUUUAGAACCGUUCUGUUGAGAGAUAAAAUUUAUUGCUUCCUUCUCAGGAACACCUAGGGACUCUGAAAGGAAGAGAUCCAGGUAGCAACAAAGACCCUGCUGGGGACUGAGGUUCUUUGGAGAUAACAGUACAGAACAAGAAUGGUGGCAAGCAAAGAACAGAGUUUCCAAGUCAAACAAAAGUAAUUUCCAGAUUUCUGGACUUCCCACCCAGCAAUUAAAGCAUUAUAAUGGGCUUCUGUCCUAAAGUUAACUUGUAGAAUAUUGUUGAGGGUGCAAAAUCAAGUGCUAGAGUGUUAAGGAAUGUCCUUGUAGCCCUAGUUCAACUUGUUCUGGAUAUGUACUCAAGGUGUAAUGACUAAUUUUGUAAUUGUGUGCUACUUACCACCUGUAGCCUAGCCACAGGUAGUAAUUCAGCAGUGGUGAUUCUGCUCUUGGGGUUUUGUCUGUUCCUUAUUCUAAGUUGGAUCAUUUUAGCCUGUCUGCAAAACUGGGAAGAGACACAGGCAUGCACAUUAUGGUGGAAGAAGACAGGACUUUGUAACACAGAAUCUGAGAAACUCCUGUCUCCCAAGCUGGUGUUCUGGCCUUUGCAUGCUUGGGACCCCACUGCCAGAGAUUAAAUAGCCAUCACAGUCACCUUGCUCAGAUGUUGUGGCAAGGUGUUCUGCUUUGCAUUAAAAAUUGAUGCUGUGCUCUAGUUUCCAGAUGACUUUUGUUUGCUUGCCGUCUGGCUCAGCAUGAGCUCCUCUUGCUUCCUUGUCAUGCCACUCUUAACCCACACAAGCACCACCAGCCUGCCCCCAGCCAGAUCCUGCAACAGAGCAGGCGAGAGCACUGACAGCCAGAGCCCAGCUGGAGAGAAGUAGUGGUUUGAAUUACUUGUUACUUGGUACAAGGCAGAGCUCCUGUGCCACACAGGUGUGGUGGAAGGCCAGAACUUGCUUAAGAGGCCCUUUACUUGAUAGUCCUGGUUCUUGAGGGGUCAGUGAUCUAACCAAAAAUGUAUUCAUAUCAAUGAUUUUUGACAUACCAGGUCACAGACAAAGCAAAAGAAACUAUUUGAUUUCAGAGUGAGAAGAUUCCUCCUCCUUCUGGGAGCCAUGUGGCGUUAGGAGGUGGAGUGCAGAAGAGCUCUCAUGUUUCCCACUGUGUGAAGCUCAGCUGGGGGACUCUUCGGGAUCUGCUGAGACAAGCAGCAUGUCCUAACAAGAAGCUGCAGUGAUCAGCAUUUCCCUGGUGGGAGAAGGCUCCUCUCUUUAGUUGGGCAUUUGCCCUGCUUGCUGCAUUGUCCAUUCUGUUGGGAUUCAUAGGAUCAGCUCAGCAUUCGCUGGAGCUGCAGUCCCUGCAUUGGCACUAUCUCCAGCUGGGGCCUAGGCAGUCUGGCUCAACGGGGCAUUGUUUAUUCCACCCAGGAAUGUGCAGGCGAGCAGGGACCUCAGGGAGCUUUACAGAGCAGCAUGUUCCGCUCUGAGCAGGGAGAGGGAAUGUGGGUGGCCACAGCUCUGAAGGUUGGUGGGAACAGUCAGGGCAUGCUGGUGUGCAGGUAAUGUCCAAUGCUGAAGUGUGAGUGAGGGCUGUGCAGAUGCAUUGGGGCAUGGAGGAGGGAAGGAGGACUGUCCAGAUUGGAGAACACAGGGAGGAAAAGAGGGAAAACGUAGAAAUGUUUUACUAUACAGUUAGUAAGCUUGUGUUAGACACAAUGCAUUGACACAAUGGUGUGAGAAGCCAAGCAUAACUGCUGGUUCCUCCCGCUGUGUGCUGGGUACUGAUCCUGCAGCCUAGAACACAGCAAGGGCUGUAGCAGAUCUCUUGUCAAAGCCAGUCCCAGCAACUGGAGGGUGCACUGAGCUGAGGGGUAUCUCUGUCACUGGGAGUGGAUUGUGUUUUCAGUGAACAGACAUUGAGCUGUAAUGAGUGGAAGGAGGUAUGAAAAGACCUAGGUGAAAUGCAGAGUGUUUUUCAAUUUUUAAAAAGAUUACUGACAGCAUUUGUUUAAUAUUUUUAAUAUUAAUUUCUCUAAUAAUUUUGUGACAAGCUUGUCUUUUGUAUAUUUCUGGGAGUAUGACCAUUUCUGGUCUGCUGCUCAUGCAGGUUCUAAGAUUUUAUAGAGAUUGAGACAUCCACUGGACAAGAAUCCACUUGUCCUUCUUGUGCAAAUCCUGCGUGCCUGUGGAAGCCCACAUGGCAUAUUUUGGUCUGUUUGGUGAAAUGUUCAUUUUUCAGUUACAGUGCAGUCAUACCGUCCAUAGUCAGUUCUAACAGUGCUGCUUCUUGACUGAGAAGCUGAAAUGUAUUAUUUAGUGGAGAAGCAAGUAGCAAAAGCACCUGUUAAGUUUGGUUUCAUUGCUGCUUAAUUUGUGGCAUCCAUCCAUUACUGUUUUUUAUCUGAUGUCUGAGCAGUGCUUUGGGAUAGGAGUGGAUUAGCUGCCCUCAAACCCUUUGUGUCUCCCUUUUUACUGGGGCUGUUAAUACUUCAUGUAAUCAGCCUAAAUGGCCUCUUCACAUUGCUGCCUUAUCACUUAAGUGCUUAAAAUCCUUGCUUCAGCAUCUUUAAUAGUCCUACCUCUGUCUAAGUGAUGGUGCUUCUAGGACAUGCUUGACAAUUACAUUUGAUGCUGGUGAGUUAUUUGUGAUUUCUUACCCUGCGCUAUUUCAGCUGCAAAAGGAGAAGGGAUAGAAGUUGUCAGUCUGUGUGUAAAUGUCUUUUCUUGGCUGCUGUGACUUGACCCAGUCUGUGCUGAAGAUCUCAGAACAAUAUUGUAACAGAGUUAAUAGCUAUCAUUUCAUUCUGGUCCCUCCUUGCAUCAGCCCACGCUGGACCAGACACGCUCCAGAGCUAAUAGCAAAAUGGGAUAAGCAGUCUUCCAUGAAGGUAAUGUUAGUGUGUGCUGAGCGUGCAUGCAUGCAGACUGGGGGGAGUGAUUAAUGCCCUGGGAAUCCGCUCUCUGCCUUGCUGCACAAUGCUGUUGUGUCAGGCCCAGAGCUUGGCACCAGCAACACGUUACCUGGUUUGUGCAGGACCAGGCAGUGAGACAGAGCCUGUGUGUUCUCAGCAGGGCGAGUUCCUGCUGCGCCACAGCUUCAUACUUGCACAGUGAGGCUCUCUUUGGAUGCGGGUCUGCUGCUGGGCGGGGGCAGGAGUCCUGCGAUCCGCAGUCCUGACCUCCGCCAGCCUGAAAUCCCAGAGUUUGCUCAGUUGUGGCAGAGCUCUCCCUCCUUCCCUCUGACAGGCAAGGAUCACCCAUCCUUGAGGUGAGCAGUGCUUGGCCAGCUGUCAGGAGCUGUGACUCACAGGGGAUCACAGGCGGAGCCCUGCUCUCCUGGCAAUCUGCUUUUCCUACUGGAGCUUCUGCAUGAGCUGUUGCUGAAUGUUUGUUUCCACCAGAUCAGGGUGGAUAUGGGAGAAGCUCGGGUCCACUAUUAAGCCUGAAGAGUUGGACUCUGUAAGUUUCCAGUCUGGAAUAUGCUGGGAGGUUUCUUUCUGUAGGUGGGGGUUUGUAGAAAAUGUUGGCAGGCAGCACUGCAGGGAGUAAGACAAGGCCAAGGUCCUGGAAAACAUAAUAUUUUAUGUUCAGUUCAUGUCAUGGAGCAAGCAAACUCCACAAGACUGAUUCACUAGUUGCAAGUAUAGGGGCAUGCUGUCUAUACUCCAAUGGAGUCAGGGAGUGAUCUUGCUCUUCUUGGUACUGCUGAGGGAACAUGAGCCUGUUGGGAUUCUUUUUUUGGCAGUUUCAGAAGUUGCUUCAUGCUUUCUUAUGAGCUGCCUCUCGGGGAAUGCUUUGGACAUGAAUAGGUUAGUGAUUUAUUUUAACUGUAAUUAAUAUAUACAUGUUGAAACUAUUGCAGUCCUGCCUGUCCCUCUGUAUCUUCAUCUCACUGGAAAAUCUUGCACAUUUUAAUGACGAGUCCCCAGAGCUGUAGGUGUAUUAAAGGAAGUGAAACUCCUGUUCUCAUGGGUGGGAUCAGUGGCAGGGCUGUAUUCUCAGCCCCACUGAUCUUUUGCUAUAGCAAAGCAAGGGUUUGGGUCUGCAGCACACGUACUGUAAUCCUUGCAUACCUCUACCCAUUCUUACAUUACACCUUUUACAGAAGACACACAAGAAAUCUCACUGUAACAUCAUGUGCUCCUGGGGAAACUAUCCUAAGGCUGCAAUUAAUGCCUGCAGUAUAUUUUUCCCUAUUUGUCCAGUACUGCUGUGGAGUUUGUGGAUUAUUCAGAGUAUGGCAAGGAUUCCUAGGAGCCUGAUCUCUCAGCUGGCAGCCUGUCUGGGGGCUGGAGGGCAGCCUGGGUGCCUGCAAGGGGCUGCUGCUGCUGCGCCUGCUGCUGCUGCUCCUUUCCCAUGAGGACAUGCAGCAGCAUGCCCCAGCCACCCCACCUCAAACAGCACAAGGAUCCUUACUUGUCUUUAGUAUUUUCAAGCUAAUUGAUGGCUCUUCCGUCUUUUUCCCUGCUCCACAUGGUCAUGUUUUUAAUACUGUUACUCCUUCUGCCUCAGUAGGUUUCUGCUAUCCUGAACUGCAGCUCUUUGUGCUCCUGAUUCACUCCAGUCCAUUCAUCUCUUUUUGGUGGCAGAGUGCUGUCUGCUGCUGGAUAUUGGGCUCUUUGUUUGUACAGCCAGCACAAAGCUGGUGACAAAGGGACAGCCUGUGUCCCAAGGAGCCCACGUGCUAUGGGGAAGGCAGUGGAGAGCAAUAGGAGUGACGGACAGACAGGAUGGCAGAGGUGAGGGUGGCCAGGGGCACAGCGUGCUGGCUGCAGCAGAGGAAUGGCUGGGGGCGGGGAGAGACGUGAUGAGGAAGCUGUUCCUGCUGAGUACAAACCCGCUUUGUUCCCAGGAGGUGAGUCGGACUGGAUAAACAGAAUGGUCCCGUCAGCAGAAAGCCUUUCCCUGGCUGCAUCCCCCACUGCCACUCUCACUGGAAGUUGGCUACACCUCGUUAGCAGGGACUUAUUUCUCCUCCCCGUGUUAGCUUCCCCUCUUCCUGACUCUCCGGGGCUCAGGUGGGCUGUGUGUGGCUGUACGGAGAAAGGGUGCCCUUGGGAGGGCCGUGUGUUUGUGUUUUGUUGUGUUGUCACCGCGCUCUUUCUGCCCUUAGCUGGGCAGGGGGUUUGGCAGUCCGUGCUGAGAUGGGAUGGGUGUCACCGGCUGGGCGGCGCUUGGAGCGGGGCUGCUCACUGCGCUUGGAGCCGCUCUGGGAAGGGAGGAGAACGGGUCCCAUGGCAGGGAAGUCGUGUCCAAACGGACAGAACAGGGGCUCUACUGUGAUGUGGGAGGAAAGCAGCCUGUGCCGAGGGGCUGGUGGGGAGGACGCCGAUGUCCCAGCACUGCAGAGUGCAGGGCUCUGAAAGCAGCGCGGAGAGGUGUUGGCAGUGCUGUUCUGUGCCUGUAGUUGCAGUGGGUCGGGAACUGAAAGCAAACUCCCUGGUCUGAGGAGAAGGUGAGGAAUAAUCUUAAAGUUUCUGGUUGCUUUGGAUGGAUGAAUCUUCUUGUUCCCAUCCUGAGGAAUUUGGGAGGAGGCAAAGGAGAAGCUUAAGCUGCAGGACUGCUGCUGCCUUGGUGCACUGUAUUUCCUUGACAGUAAGGCUGAAAAGCAGAAAUUAUACAGGAGAAUGUCCUCAACAGCCACUUCCAGAGGAAGGGGGAAUCCGGGACAUAGCCCUUGAUGAGGAGGUCUUUGCUUGCUUUCAAGUCUUCUGCCAGGAGGAAUUUCAGCCUUGUCUCCCAGAGCCUUCGACAGGGUCUGCACCCUCAUCUCAGUCUGACUUCUGCCAAGAACUAUGGUUCAUCCCAGGGGAUAUCUGAGCCAGAUACCUAGAAGGCAGAAAGGAUAUUUCCAGUCAGGUCUGAGAAUGAGGAUGGUGGCAUGAGCUUGCCUGAGUGGACUUUGUGCCUCUUCCCUUGCUGGGCCAGAGCUGUGGUGCUGGUUCCUGUUGCCCUGAGUGGUGCAUGGGGAGGGGGAUUCCUGUGCCCAUCCUGUCAGAGAAUGCGUGGUGGGACGUGCAAGUGGGGGGUAGUGCUGGCUGCCCACCAGACCCUGUCAGGUCUGAGCCCUGCCCCACAUGUCAGGGAAAUGCUGAGCUUCCUCCCCUCCUCUUGCUUCCUUCCUGACUGGAAUUCACUUCCAAAUUUCUUGCUGCUUGUCCCCCGCCUCUUGCAACAUAAACACAUGAUCCUACAGAGAUAGCCAGAGGGGCAGGACAGGGCAGGUUAGACCAUGGGGGCUGCACUGCUGCAGCCCCUUGGCUCCUGCAGCACGUGGCGAGGGGUUCGCGGGGAGCUCAGGACAGAGUCUCCCCACAUCUGCCUCUGUGCUCAGGAAGGGUUUUACUUCCUGAGCCUAUGUGUGAUUAUUUCAGGUGUUUCUGGGUGCUGACAAACUUCUCACUGUUUUAGCCUUAGGCACUGACCUGCCUUCAGACGCUGCGCAAUGGAGGCUGGCUCCGUGGUGCGGGCUGUCUUUGAUUUCUGUCCCAGCGUCUCUGAAGAGCUGCCCCUCUUUGUGGGAGAUGUUAUCGAGGUGUUGGCUGUGGUGGAUGAGUUCUGGCUCUUCGGCAAGAAAGAAGGUGUCACAGGGCAGUUUCCUAGCAGCUUUGUUGAACCUGUGGAUAUUCCCCCUUUGAAGCAGGGAGAAAAACUGCUUGUUUGUACCAGUGACUUCACAUCUCAAGAGCCAGGGAGCUUGUCAUUGCAGAGAGGAGACUUGGUGAUCCUGGGGGGAUCCUUGGCCUCCAGCUGGCUCCAGGGCCGAAGCAGCUGGGGUUCCAAGGGCUUUUUCCCCUCAUCAUGUGUGAGGGAGCUGUGCCUGUCAGUUCGGAGACGUCAGCUGUCACAGAGCACUCUCCUGGAGGUGCCAGCCUACUCACUGGGCCAAGCCCGGGCCCUGAUGGACCUGUCUGCUCAGCUGGAGGAGGAACUGGACUUCAGGGAAGGGGAUGUGAUCAACAUUGUUGGUGUCCCAGAACCUGGCUGGUUUGAGGGUGAACUCAGAGGCUGCAGGGGCAUCUUCCCAGAGGGUUUUGUGGAACUGCUUACUCCUCUGCGAGCACCAGGAGUCUCAGUGGAUCCAGAGCCCACAGAGACUUGUGACACCAAUGGGACAGUAGAGGUGCCCCCCAAAGAUGACAAGGAGCCAGGGAGUACUUAUGGUGUUGCCCUCUAUCAGUUCCAAGCCCUGGAGUCCAAGGAACUCGAUUUUGAUGUGGGUGACAGGAUUCGGAUUGUAGGCAUUCUAGAGGAUGGUUGGCUGGAGGGGGAGCUGAGGGGAAAACGUGGCAUCUUUCCACACAGAUUUGUGAGGCUGGAAGCCUCUGAGGUUUGCAGGGAAAAGGUGAGUGCUGGGGAUCUGCAAGGUGGAGGCAGUUGUGGAUUGGCCAUCCAUCAAGAUCCAGAAAGCACUUGCUCUGAAACUCCUUCUUUGCCAGGGAAAGAUAGCAGGGAAAAGGAGGACGGCUUGGCUGCAUAUCCUGAGUAUGCCACCAUUUUGUCUCACAAGGCAGGGAGGACACAGGGUCCUCUUGGCACUGGCUUGAGACAGCACCAGGCCUCUCCCAGCACAGGACACCAAGAGCCACAUUCCGAAGGCAUGGUGGGCUCAGUCCCCUCUAACCACGCAAAGACAGUCAAUGGUGUUCUCCCCUCUGUUCAGCUGCCUCCCCCACAGGGCAACAGGCCUGGCCAAGCAGGUGAGCUGGAGCCUGCAGGGACCAUUUCAGCCACCCAAGGAAACUCAGAAACUCAACCCCGCCCUAAGCAUGAUGGAGACAGCCCCACUGUGCCCUUGCAGGCUCCUCACUUCCCCCUGCAAGAUCCUGGCCGGUCCCAGGCAAUUUCAUCUCCUAAUAGCUGGGCAACAUCCCAGCCCCAGGAGAGCCAAAGCAGGACCCAGGACCUAGACAAUUGGAUGGACAGUAAACUGGAGAAGUCCAAGCUCUGUUCCAGUUUAGGAACUGCCCAGGUGAACCUGGACACACGGGCUGGGAGCUGGGGGGAUUGCACUACAGCAGUGCAGGGGGACAGCUGCACGGACCUGGACUCCAAACUGACGGAGCAACUGGCCCAGUUUGAGAAGAGUCUGUCAAGUACUGGUGCGGAGCAGGACAAGGUCUCCCGUCACUUCUCUAUCUUGGACUACAGCUCUGAGAAGGACAUUGUCCGGGGGUCUCCUGAAUCAGUGUCCCACUCCAGGCAGGCAGAGAGGAGAAGGGCCCUGAGGCCACCCCCUCCUCGGCCCAGCAGUCUCACGACAGCCGCUGUGCACAUGCAGGGUGGCCAAGUGUCCAAAGGCGGGUCUCUGGCCUUCUCAGUCAAACCCUCCCGGCCUGCGCCCCGGCCUCCAUCCAGCACCCAGAGGAAAAAUGUGCCCCCUGCACAGCUUCAACCCAGCACCCCAGAGCAGCGGGUGGAGGAGGGACGUGAGGACUUGACACAGGCAGGAUCAGCCUCCUCCAGCUCCAUCCUGCUGACUAGAAUUGGAGAGGUGGAGCGAGAUCUGGAGGCGUACAGCAAGACCCGUGCCGAGCUAAGCCUGAUGCUGGAGGAGCAGCAGGAUGAGCUGGUGAGAGCAGAGACCAUGGAAAACCUUGAUUUCUGUGACUCCAACAUUGAGAGCCUCAGCAUGGAGCUGCAGGAGUUGAGAGAGAUGACUCUCCUGUCCUCCCAGACACCAUCCCUGGAGUCAUCCCCGGCUGCCACUGAGAGUGCAGAGCAAAGGAUGCUGGAGAAGAGGGCCAAGGUUAUUGAUGAACUUCUCCAGACAGAGCGGGACUAUAUCAGAGAUCUGGAGAUGUGUGUGGAGAGGAUCAUGGUGCCCCUGCAGCAGGCACAGAUGCAGAACAUAGACUUUGAGGGCCUUUUUGGAAACAUCCACAUGGUAAUUAACUUCUCCAAGCAGCUGCUGUCCACCUUGGAGGCUGCAGAUGCAAUCGGGCCAGUGUUCCUGACGCAGCGUGCAGAGCUGGAGAGUGUCUACAGGGUGUAUUGCCAGAACCAUGAUGAGGCCAUCGCACUGCUGGAAACCUAUGAGAAGGAUGAAAAGUUGCAGAAACUACUUCUGGACCUGUUGGAUAGCCUCAGGAGCCUGUACAGUGAAUGGGGUUGCACAAACUACAUUAACCUGGGCUCCUUCCUCAUCAAGCCAGUGCAGAGGGUGAUGCGGUACCCACUGCUGCUGAUGGAGCUGCUGAGUGCUACCCCUGAGGCUCACCCUGAUAAGGCACCACUCACGGCUGCUGUCCUCGCAGUCAAAGAAAUCAACGUCAACAUCAACGAGUACAAGCGUCGGAAGGAUCUGGUGCUAAAGUACAGAAAAGGGGAUGAGGAUAGCCUCAUGGAGAAGAUCUCCAAGCUCAACUUCCACUCUAUCAUCAAGAAAUCCAACCGUGUGAGCAGUCACCUCAAGCAUCUCACAGGCUUUGCACCCCAGCUAAAGGAUGAAGCCUUUGAAGAGACAGAGAAAAACUUCCGAAUGCAGGAGCGUCUGAUCAAGUCCUUCAUCCGGGACCUUUCCCUCUACCUGCAGCAUGUCCGGGAGUCAGCUUGUAUGAAGGCACUGGCAGCAGGGAGCAUGUGGGACCUGUGCACAGAGAAAGGAAGUGGGGACUUGGACCAGUUCCAGAAAGUGAAUCGUCUCAUCAGUGACCAGCUCUUCUCCAGCUUUAAAGAGCGGACGGAGCGGCUGGUGAGCUCACCCCUGAGCCAGCUGCUGAGCAUGUUUGCGGGGCCCCACAAGCUGGUGCAGAAGCGCUUUGACAAACUCCUCGACUUCCACAACUGCACCGAGCGAGCCGAGAAGCUGAAGGACAAGCGAACGCUGGAGGAGCUGCAGUCAGCCCGCAACAACUACGAGGCCCUCAAUGCCCAGCUGCUGGACGAGCUGCCCAAGUUCCUGCGCUUCGCCAAGGAGCUGUUCGCCAGCUGCGUGCGGGGCUAUGCCGAGGCACACUGCGACUUCGUGCGCCUGGCCCUGGAGGAGCUCAGACCCCUGCUGUCGUUGCUGAAGGUGUCUGGCAGGGAAGGGAACCUCAUUGCCAUCUUCCAGGAUGAGCACAGUCGAGUCCUCCAGCAGCUCCAGGCCUUCACCUUCUUCCCAGAGUCCCAGGCAGGUCCUAGGAAGACCUUUGAAAGGAAGAGCAUGGAGCGGCAGUCUGCCCGGCGGCAGCCCCUUGUUGGCCUGCCGACCCACUUCCUGCAGUCGGAUGACAUCCGAGCUGCCCUCCUGGCCCGCUAUCCCCCAGAGAGUCUCUUCCAGGCAGACCGCAAUUUCAAUGCUGCCCAAGACCUGGAUGUCUCCCUCUUGGAAGGAGACAUUGUGGGUGUCAUCAAGAAGAAGGACCCCAUGGGCAGCCAGAAUCGCUGGCUCAUAGACAAUGGGGUGACAAAGGGCUUCGUGUACAGCUCCUUUCUGAAGCCCUACAACCCCCGCCGCAGCCAGUCGGACGUCUCUGUGGGCAGCCACUCUUCCAACGAGUCGGAGCACAGCAGCUCCUCUCCCCAGAGCAACGCCACCCUGACCUUCAGCCCCGCUGGUGCGGCCGUCACCUUCACUCAGAAACCCCUGCAGGACUCUGUCUCUCCAGCAGAUGUGUACCAGUCCCCACAGUCCCCACUGGAGGUGGACUCCCCCUGUCUGCCCCAGCUUGGCUCUGGUGACAGGACAGCCCCACUGGCUGCUACGGUGACAUCUCAGCACCGCUACAGCUGCAGCCCCAGCUCUCGCAACGGGCACCCCACCAAAGCGCAUCUCAGACCCACGCCCUCGGUGGAGGACAGAGACUCUGGGCUGGAGAACAGCGAGUCAGAGGGCAACCAGAUCUACUACGCUCUCUACACCUUCAAAGGCCGAAACACCAAUGAGCUGAGUGUGUCAGCUAACCAGAGACUCAGGAUCCUGCAGUUUGAGGACAUCACAGGCAAUCAGGAGUGGUGGCUGGCCGAAGCCCACGGGAAGCAGGGCUACGUGCCCUCCAGUUACAUCCGGAAGACAGAGUACACGUGAGGCAGCGAACAGAGCCUGCACCCCAUGCCUUGUUCCUGCUGGGACUGCUAGGGUCUGGGGGAGGCUGGCCAGCCCUGCAGCCCCUGCUGCUUGCCCUUAAGGCUAUGCCUCUCACAGCUGUGCAGUGCUCCUGGGCCCCAAACACUGGCUGCCACUGCCCCUUCAGGGGAAGAAGAAGGGUGGGCUGUCCAGGUAGGCAGGAGCAGGCAGCGUGUGUGAGGGCAGGGGUGAGUUCAUCUCUGAGGUGUGUUUGAGCCUCCUGUGUUCAGCCAGGAGCAGGGAAGCAAAGCUUGGGGCUGUUGCCUGCCCAGAAGCGUAAGGCUUAAGUCAGGCUGAGGAGCUGCUAUGGAUUUAAGUUGUGGAAGGCUAAUGCUAAGUUUCUGGAAAUUGUCUUUAGUCAAGUAGUAUUAAAAGCAACCCAAACUUUGUGAAUAUGCUCCCUGUGCAGCAGGAGCCUGGUCUCACCUGUCUCUGCAGGACUCGGGGUGGGACAUUUACACACUGCCUGGGGAAGCAGCUUUGAGGUUUGCUGGGAGUAGUUGAGCUCCAGGCCUGGGAUGUGUAUGGCCUCUGAAACCCUCACAACAAAGCCCCCAGCAGGUGCCUUCUCCCAGGGGCUUGGCCUUUCCAGCGUCUGCCACUGCCAGCAGCCAUCAGGUUCUCAUCUUUCAGGUGAGCCAAAGGCCCAGAACACCUUUUUCAGUGCAGUAUUGGCUGUGUCCAGGACCCAUCUUUCACUGAUGUACCCACCUGGCUGCUCUGGGCUGGGACUGGGCAAAAGGCAAAGCACAGUCUGUCCUCCAGCCUGUUUUUGGGGGUCUAACCAGAAUUGCCUCACCUCUGCUUUCCUCCAUGGCACUGGAGAGGGAGGGUGCUGACAUUCUGGAUUGGCAGGACCAUCCAUGGGAGGGCUGUGGUGCCUUUUGCUGGGUUGGUGUGUGAUACUGCUGCUGCCAUGUCCUGAAGGGAAGAGGUUCUCUUCAUGGGGCAAUGUUUGUAUUCCCUGUACUGCUGCUCUGCAAAUAAAGAUUUGCCCUUGUGUAUAGAA